UACAAGAAUUGUCCACGUCGAGCAAAAUGGAGGAACGAACGGGGACUGCAAAAUAACUAUAGCAAGUGUGGGAGAAAUAUGAAACGAUAAAUGAAACUACUAAAUUUUCUACAGCCGGUAAACCUUAAAUCUCAUCGACGCACCACCCAGAACGUUCCAGAAUAUUUUUACAUAACAUGAAUGCGAAGUUGAUAAUAGGGAGGGGGGUUCAAGAGAGGUUUUUGGUGCCUGUGUCGUUGAACAAACGCAAUGACAAAACAAGGGAAUAAUAAAAAUCAGGGAAAGGCGGUUGGAGGCAUUGUAUAUGAUAUUGUUGGCGAGGAAAGGGACCCCUUCUCCGCUUGGAGAACCUUCUUACUGGCCAGCUGUCCCCGAGUCCUCCGUUCCAACGUAUCUAUAUAACGACCCUACGUUAUUUCAAUUGAGGGGUUUAAUGUCAGGGCCUGGACAGAAAUUGUUUUGCAUAUUCAUUUCUACUUCCUCGUGUUCUAAAUUCUCUGCGCUCUUGGAAUCGAAAACGCGAUCUUUGGGAGCCUCUUUUCAGUCCCGCGCCCCUCAUUUUCUCGGCCUCCACGACGCAAUUGAUUCACAGCAAAUUCAGGGAAGAGGGGGCAUGAAAAAUCUUCAAUGGAAACAGAAGCCAAAGGCUAAUACACAGAUUUAUAUCAAUAAUUCCAUCAACAAUGUGGAGAAUUUAAUUGAUUCAAAAUCUUCAGAGAUGAAGGGUACUGUCAGAAGCAUACCAUCUAGUGUAUCUCAGGAUAAAUUUCGUGAAGGUUCAGCUGGGCAAGCUUCAUCAGCUAAUGUUUCUGCUGAUGUAUCAGUUGUUGGUAAAGUUCAGCCAGUAUGGAGAGUCAUCCCAGUAGAGUCUUCUAACAGUAGCGUGAAUUCCCUUGAUUCAAAAGCUGCAAACUUGGGAAAAAUUGGUGUUAGACCAUCUGGUGGGACUGUAGAUGGUGGUAGGGCUGGUACAUCUGGCAGUUUGAAUUCAAAUGAAAUCUCUGGGUCUGAUUUUGGAAACCUUGCUUCUAGAAAAAGUGUAUCUGGGCAGAAGUCUCUUUGGGUUGCAAAGGGCCAUGCAACUCAAAGUGGCAUCAAUAAUUUAGAACAAGUUGAAUCACCUGUGGCAGCUUCUGGUGAAAGCCCAAGUGUGGCAGGGCCAUCAUCUUCAACCUUGAAAGCACAGGAUUUGGCGACUGUUUCAAAAAGUAAUCAUACAAUUGAGGAAGAGCAGCCAGUUAAAGGACUUAUUGGAGGAGAUUUUGUAGUAGACAAUUGUGCAUUUGCUCGUUCACAGAUUCAGGCUACAUUCUAUCCUAAAUUUGAGAAUGAGAAGUCUGACCAAGAGAUAAGAAUGAAGAUGAUAGAAAAGGUGUCACAAGGAAACGGUACCUUAGAGGUAUCACUAAAGCAUUCGGGAUCCCUUUUCAUGUAUGCUGGCCAUGAAGGUGGAGCAUACGCCAAGAAUAGCUAUGGAAACAUCUAUACAGCUGUUGGUAUAUUUGUUCUUGGUCGGAUGUUUCAAGAAUCAUGGGGUGCUCAGGCAGCAACAAAGCAAAAAGAGUUCAAUGAUUUUCUUCAGAAGAAUCACAUGUGUAUAUCAAUGGAAUUGGUUACUGCUGUGCUGGGAGACCAUGGGCAGCGGCCUCUUCAAGACUAUGUGGUAGUAACUGCUGUAACAGAAUUAGGAGCUGGAAAACCACGAUUCUAUUCUACUCCUGAUAUAAUUUCUUUUUGUCGAAAGUGGCGAUUGCCAACAAAUAGUAUCUGGUUGUUCUCAACGAAGAAAUCUGUUGCAUCAUUUUUUGCAGCAUAUGAUGCUCUUUGUGAAGAAGGAACUGCAACUUCUGUCUGCAAAGCCCUUGAUGAAAUUGCAGACAUCUCAGUGCCAGCAACAAAAGAUCAUGUGAAGGUACAGGGAGAGAUUUUGGAGGGGCUCGUGGCUCGUAUUGUGAGCUCUGAGAGUUCUGAGCACUUAAAAAAGGUGCUUGAGGAAAUCCCACCAUCACCUGACUGUGAAGAUAAUAACAACCUUGGGUUAGGCCUUCGCGAGAUAUGUGCUGCGAAUAAAUCAAGUGAACAACAGCAAAUAAAAGCUCUUCUCAGAAGUGUUGGCACUGCAAUGUGCCCAGACUAUACUGAUUGGUUUGGCAAUGAAACUGUGGAUAUGCGGUCAAAAAGUUCUAGCCAUGCACUGGUUGCAAAGUUCAGACAGUCACAUCCAGCAGACUAUGCUACAUCAAAGUUACAAGAGAUGAUAGGGCUGUUGUGUCAAAAACGCUUUCCAGCUGAAUUGAAAUGCCGCUAUAACUUUCGUAAAUUUCCUUAUUCGUCAAGUAAUUGUGUUCACUUCAAGAUGGUCGUUCAUAUAUAUAGCGAUUCUGGUUUCCGGCGUUAUCAAAAGGAAAUGAGGAAUCACCCUGGGUUAUGGCCUCUAUAUAGGGGUUUCUUUGUAGACAUUAACUUGUUUAAAGUAUCUGAGGAAAAAGCUUCACAGAUCUCUAAAGAUAAGAGCUUAUUAUUAGAUCACAUGCAGUCUAGUUUUGGGACGAGAAUGUUUGACCAUGAUGAUUUGGCUGACGAAGCUGAGAAUUUAAUGAUUAAGCUAAAGUUCUUGACAUACAAGCUAAGGACUUUCUUGAUACGGAAUGGUUUAUCAAUUCUUUUCAAACAAGGAAAAUCUGCUUAUAAAGACUACUACUUAAGGCAAAUGAAAAUCUGGGGCACAUCACAUGCAAAGCAAAAGGAAAUGAGCAAGAUGCUGGAUGAGUGGGCUCUUUACAUUUUAAAAAAACAUGGAGGCAGACAGAUUCCUUCGUCCACUUACCUGUCAGAAGCCGAACCAUUCCUUGAGCAAUACGCUCGUCAGAGUGUUCAAAACCAGAGAUUAAUUGGGUCUGCUGGAAAUUUGAUCAAAACUGAAGAUUUCUUGGUUGGCAGUGUGGGCGGUCUGACUGAGGAAGAUGAUUUGGUCCUUGGAGAUGAGCAGUUACCUAUGACACCUCCUGCAAUUGAUAAAAUAUCCAAAGCUCAGGGAAUGAUAGUCUUCUUUCCUGGAAUACCUGGCUGUGGAAAAUCUGCUGUUUGCAAAGAGAUUAUUAAUGCUCCCGGUGGCCUUGGAGAUGAACGGCCUUUGCGUAGCCCAAUGGGUGAUCUUAUCAAAGGAAGGUACUGGCAGAAGGUGGCUGAAGAGUGGAAAAGAAAGCCAUAUGAAAUAAUUCUUGCUGAUAAAAAUGCUCCAAAUGAAGAAGUUUGGAGACAGAUUGAAGACAUGAGCAGGAGCACCAAAGGAGUAGCAGUACCAGUUGUAACUGACUCAGAAGGUACGGACUCAAAUCCUUUUUCCCUUGAUGCCCUGGCGGUCUUUAUGUUCCGUGUUCUUCAACGAGUUAACCAUCCGGGUAAUUUGGAUAAAAAUUCACAGAAUGCAGGCUAUGUCCUUUUGAUGUUUUACAAUCUCUAUGAAGGAAAGAGCCGGAGAGAAUUUGAGGAGGAGCUGUGCGAACGUUUUGGAUUGCUUGUAAAAAUGCCUUCGCUGAAAUCUGAUAGUGAUCCUUUGCCUGACUCAAUAAAACUUAUCUUGGAGGAGGGCCUUGAUUUAUACAAUCUUCAUACUAAGAGGCAUGGAAGGCAAGAGCCGAGCAAAGGUUCGUAUGCAAAGGAUUGGUCUCUAUGGGAGAAACGAUGCAGAGAAACUUUCUUUGCAAAUGCAGAAUAUCUUAAUGCAAUUCAGGUUCCAUUUGAAGAUGUUGUAAAACAUGUUUUGGAGGAUCUCCGAGCUAUCGCAAAAGGAGACUAUGUAGUUCCUUCAACUGAAAAACGUAAGCUUGGCACUAUUGUAUUUGCUGCAGUUUCAUUUGUUGCAGAUGAAGUCAAAAGCUUGCUGGACAAGAUAGCUGAUAGUGAUUCACGUGCAAAGGGAUUUCUCAAGGACAAAGAUAUCAAAAACACACUGAAUAGUGCCCAUAUUACCCUUGCCCACAAGAGGUCUCAUGGUGUCACUUCAGUUGCUAGUUAUGGUGUUUAUCGUGGGAAGCAAGUUCCCACUAAAUUUACAGCAAUCUUGUUUUCGGAUAAGCUAGCUGCAUUGGAGGCUCAAGUUGGUUGCAUUGGAUCAGAACAGAUAUCUUCAAAGAAUGAGUGGCCUCAUGUGACGAUUUGGACUGGAGCUGGUGCCACUCCUAAAGAGGCAAAUACAUUGCCCCAACUAGUUUCCCAAGGUCAUGCAAUUCGUGUUGAUUUCAAAGAGCCAUUCUCAUUGACAGGUACAAUGGAUUUCUAUUGAGUCAUUGAUUUAUUUUUCAAGAGGGAGGAUCACACAGAUUUGACUGAGAAGAGCAAGAAUUCAAGGACAAUCUGUUAUUUUUUUAAAUUAAUUAAAAUGUUAUCUCCUACCUAGAUUUUGUAGAUUAGGUCAAUUCAUUGAGCUAUUGUGAGAAAAUGGAAACAAAAUUGCCCCUUGAAGUCUGUUUAGAAGGUAGCAUUUCUUCUAUAUGUUAAGAUGAGAAGAUGGUAAUAUGUUGUAUUUGACCUUUAUUGAAUAUUGUGGGAAAUUCUUUA
Cryptomeria japonica (Japanese cedar) is the source of this 4560-nucleotide messenger RNA. Its product is annotated as tRNA ligase 1. NCBI's taxonomy places the organism in Eukaryota, Viridiplantae, Streptophyta, Pinopsida, Cupressales, Cupressaceae. The transcript has 28 exons. Gene Ontology annotation, molecular function: RNA ligase (ATP) activity. Bases 305 to 4285 code for a protein of 1326 amino acids. The record is from RefSeq and is a predicted model, not a curated record. Gene Ontology annotation, biological process: tRNA splicing, via endonucleolytic cleavage and ligation.